CCUGGUGGUCGCCGCGGGGCGCUCGGACCAUCCUGCUGUCAGACCCGGGCCUCUGCGAGCGGCCGCGGGGGAGUCCCGGGCGCAGCGGAGCGCUGCAGUGCCUUGAGGCAACCAGGAGCCCCGGACGGCAGGGGUCGUCUGAGCCCUCUGUGCCCUGCCCAGCCCACCACGCCCUCUCUCCUCUCACCUCCAGCCAUGACAGCCCUCCUCACCCUGUUCCUGGCAGCCCUGGUGGGCCUCCCUCUAGCCCAGGCUCUGGACUGCCACGUGUGCGCCUACAAUGGAGAGAACUGCUUCAACCCCAUGCGUUGCCCAGCCAUGGUCACCUACUGCAUGACCACGCGCACUUACUACAGCCCGACCAGGAUGAAGGUCAGCAAGUCCUGCGUGCCCAGCUGCUUUGAGACAGUGUAUGACGGCUACUCCAAACACGCCUCCACCACUGCCUGCUGCCAGUACGACCUCUGUAACAGCGCCGGCCUCGCCGUGCCUGGGGCCCUGGCCCUGGCGCCCGUUCUCCUGGCUACCCUCUGGGGUCUGCUCUAAACCCCGCCCCCCAGGACCCACUCCAGGACAAAGUCCUGAGAGGCUCAGCCUUUCCCUUUCACCCCGCACACCCCACCCACCUGCUGCACCCCACCCCUACCCAGCUACACCCAGCACUGCCUGCUAGAGGGACUCCCUCGCCUGCCUGCCACCCUGGGACUCACUGGGCCUCGCUCCCAGACCACGACCUUCUGUUCUUGAAAGGUCGAUGUGGGCCCAGCCCUCCCAGAGGAGCCUGGCAAAGUGUGCUGCUUAGCUGGGGUCCUCUGCUGGCUGAGGAACACUGAUCUGAAGGGAGACUUGGCCCACCUUCCUGGCAGCUCUGGGAGCAAGGCCCCACCCCAGUCCACCCAGGAAGUGUGGGGAGCCGUGAGGGGAAAGUGGGGACCCAGGAUGGGUGAGGGACCAUCCUGGGAAAAAGGGCUUUCUGGGGCACCAGGAGGGCUAUCUCUGUGCCUCUGACUGAGUCCGGGAGCUGCCCCGGGGAGCUGUGGCAUAGAGGCCCGAGGGAGGCAGGCCUUUGUCCCCAUCUGCUGUCCCAGGUAGGAGUGCCAGGAACAUCCUGGCAGCCCUUGGCUGGGGGUUGGGGGUGGACUCAACCUAAAGAGAACCCUGAGCGCCUCCCCCGCCCCCAGAAACCUGGUAAGGGAGUCUUCCCCUUUUGACUUUUCCCCUUCCCCACCCUGGCCUGAGGCUGGCAGGCACUUGGGGGAGGGGCAGGCGGGCGGCUAUAUUUGGUGAAGCCCAGAGCUGACCCCAGGACUAUUUUCAGCAUGGGGGAAAGCAAGCUGGGGGGGGGGGGGUGCCAAACAGCCUGGUCUUCAGCCCUAGUGUGCCCCUUAACGGAGGGGGGCGAGCCGCAGUGGGCGUCUGGGUCAGCCGGGGCGGAGAUCCUGGGAGUCCGUCCAGGACAGAGGCUGGGAGAGGCAGGGUCCGGGAUGCCAAUGACCCAGCUCCCUUCGGACAUGUGCCCCGAGAUUUCCUGUGCACCCCGAUCCCAACAACCUGUUGACACCCACUUCCAGCGCGCCCCCCUCUGCUCUGGCCUGCAGGCCUGGCUGUACAAGGGCCGGCUGACCUGGCCUUGGUCCCAAAGCCUGAGGGUCUCACAAGGACCCUCCAGCCUCUGACUGGGAGAGAGGGGUCCACCCAAGGCUGAAGAGCUCUCUCCUUGAUUUGAAGAGUGGCGUGUUGGUGCCCCCAAGCCGGCGGGGCAUUGGGACCCCCAAGAGCCCAAGAAUUGGCAUUAUUUAAAGGGUGCCCAGCCUAGGUGAACCCCAUCUCUGUCCUGGUUUGGGAAACAAGAGUCCGCCCAGCAUGGACCAUCCUGGGUAAGGGUGGCCUGGGAAACGCGUCUUCCUGCCAGUGGGGCCAGACUGCGCACAUGUCCUCAUGCCCCAGGGCAGACAGGGCUUGAGGCCUUACCUGACCAGUGUCCCCAGCUCCGUUGUCCGUAGAGGAGCCUAGGAGCCCCUUCAAGCUGUCUGGGCCUAAGUUGGCAGGACAGUGGCAAAUGCUUAUAUGGUGGGAUUGUCCCUGGAACUCAGGAGCCCAUGGCCCGAGAGCAUGGCUCUCAUGGUGGGGGUGGGGGGAGCUGGACAGUCUGGCUCUCAUGGGGGGCGGGGGGGGAGGCUGGACAGUCUGCCCGGAGAGUUUCACCCAGGUCCUUCUGGAACUCGAGGGACUGGGAGAGCCUCGGGCGGGGUCCUCAGGCUUGCCUGGCUGCUUGGACCUCCCAGAACGUCUGGGAAGAUAGGCCUCAUCCUGGGCCGGAAGGCGCUGCACUCAGGGAGCGCCUGGUCAAGAGCUCAGUCUCCACGGAGACCUGGGUGUCUCUGUCCUCCACAGCCCAAUCCCGUGUGAGCGCUCCCUGGCGGAGGCUGGGAGCAAGCCAGACCCCAGCCGCGAGCUCCCAAAGGUCCAGCAGGACCCCCCAGGAGUGAUCAGCCUCAGGGAAGUGACCCAGCUCGCUCACAGAGCUGGCUGGAAGGCCGGCACAGGCCUCUGGCUGCGGAAGCCUGCUAGGAGGAAGGGUGGACGUGGGCCUGUAGCCCCAGCCGCCCUCGGCCUCCUGACUCAGUGGGAGAGGCUUGGAAGCAGUUGUUAGCUUGUGUAAGACUCGUCCCGGGUCAGCGGCAUCCUAGGCCACAGCUGGGAGGAGCACAGGGUCAGUCCCCCCUCCCCUCAGUGGGUGAUGACCUUAGAGACCUGCCUGGCCACCUUGGGGUUCUGGGGUCCCCGAGAGCAGGGAGCCGGGCUUGCCGCAGUAUGGGGGUGCUUAUACCUGCCUUCUGUCCCCAUCUGCCCAUCCUCCGCUGUGACCCAAUCCAAGCCCAAGACCCAGAACAUUGCACCCGGCCCGCAGGACCAAGCCCCCCCCCACACACUCCCACAGCCCCCUGGCUGGGUGGGCUGUCCCCAGAACCCAGCACGGAGCCCUUGGCAGGCCCUCAGCUGAUAUGGGACCCGGACCCUAGUGGGAAGCCCGUGACACUGAACUCGAAGGGCAGUGCCGGUGGGGACCACACUGACAAGGACGGGAGCUGACCUCCGUCUGGCUUCCCUGUGCCCCGGCCACCUGCACUCCACGACCACCCUGCGAGGAGCAAGCCAUUCCCACGCCCCCUUCACAGGUGAGGUACAAAUCUGGACGGGGUGCCCAGCCGCCACACCCCUGCCCCGCUGAGCAGUAUUCUCCCACCGGCUAGGAGGCUGCACCCCCGAGCCUGGGGUGGGGACACCAAGGAGGGGUUUUAUAAACUGAAAACAAACUGCGCCCGGGAAAUGCAAGAGCUUAGGGUCAGGAGAACUCUAGAAGGAGAAGAGUGGAACCAGAGACUUGAGGAGCCUUGGGGCCCCAGGCAGGUGUCCAGCCCUGUGUCUGUCCCAGUCUGGCUCGAGUUGCCAGGAUGCCCGCAGGCAGUGGGCGUGUCCUCUGUGGGGAGGGGUCCCUCCAACAGAAGUGCGUACCCCCUGGAUGGGAAUAGAGGUGCUCCUCGAAGCUCCCUGUGGCGUCUCAAGUCUGGAAGCAGCCCAGAGGUCUCAGUGCCGCCUGCCAUGGGUCCCCUCGGAGCACAGCUGAGCAGCCGGAACUUCGGGCGCUGACCUUGGGGGCACCCUCCAAAGCGCCCGCCCCACUGCUGGGAGGGGAGGGGGAGGGCGCAUCCACCACCCCAUCUCCCUUUGCAGCAGCUGAUUUGUUAAAUACCCAUCUUACCGCUGAAAAGGGUGCAAAGAAAUGGGGACGCCUCCUUCUUUCUUCUACCCCCCUCCCGUGAGUUUUGUUGAGUCCUACAACUCGGGGUGCCUGGAGGUCCUCACCCACGUCUCUGAGCCUCAGCUGUCUCAUUGGUAAAAUGGGACUGGUGGGUCCCCCCAAGCCGAGCCUCGGGAGCAUGGCCGAGGCUGUGGGUGAACGUGCCCGGCCCCAGGCCUAGCACACAGGAGGCUUCAGACAGACGGAUGGACGGGUGGCCCCUCUUCCCUUCGUGCCACGUGCGAGGGCUGGGCCCUUCCAGGGCUAUGCCGCACCCUGGCAGCUAAUGCUAAGCCCCGUAGCCCUGACCCUGACCUUGAUCGGCAUGAGAACCCGCCUUCGGGCCAGGGCUCCCUCCUUUGCUCACACAAUGCACUUCAGGGAGGCCCCGUCAGUGUCUCGAGUGUGAAUAAAUGGGUAAAUACAUA
This is a messenger RNA of Enhydra lutris kenyoni (northern sea otter), 4230 nucleotides long. RefSeq names its product Ly6/neurotoxin 1. NCBI's taxonomy places the organism in Eukaryota, Metazoa, Chordata, Mammalia, Carnivora, Mustelidae. The transcript has 4 exons. Bases 196 to 546 code for a protein of 116 amino acids. The record is from RefSeq and is a predicted model, not a curated record.